CAAUUUUUUGGGGAAAUUUUUCAGUAUAACCCAAAAUCAAACCAUUUGGAUAAACUUAGAUCUGAGAGAGUCCAUAAAACAAACAUGUUGAAGCAAGUUAUGAUUGCAAGACUGAGGGUGGUAGUACCUCGUUUCAGUCAAUUCCUUAGGGUUCAAACUAUAAGGUCAAUCACUCAAAAUGGACAAACUUAUCCUGAUGAAAUAUCACUUGAUGGAAAGACCUACAAAACUGAUGAAUGGACAAAUGUACCAUCAUAUAUCUUGGACUUAACUCAACGAAGAUUACAUCAGAAUCCAGAUCAUCCUAUUGGUAUAUUACGUGAUUUGGUUGAACAAAAUAUGAAAGGAAUGGGAUAUACUUUCUAUAAUGAUUUCAAACCUGGUGUUACUACAUAUCAAAAUUUCGAUGUAUUAGGAUUUCCUCAAGAUCAUGUGGGAAGAUCAAGAUCUGAUACUUAUUAUAUUAAUAAAGAUAACUUAUUAAGAACCCAUACUUCAGCUCAUGAACAUGAAUGUUUCCGAGAAUGUAAAACUCCAGGGUAUAUUAUUUCAGCUGAUGUUUAUCGUAAAGAUGAAAUCGAUCGUACUCAUUAUCCUGCAUUCCAUCAAAUGGAAGGAGCUAGAUUAUGGUCUAAAAAUAGUGGAAACCUUGAAGAAAUCAUAGCUAAGGAUAUUGAAGAUAUUCCAAAGACAAAUAUUAUUGUUGAAGAUCCAUUCAGAGAAAAUUGCUUUAGUGCUGAAAAUCCUAAACAAGAUUAUAUGACUGAUAAAGAAGUUCAAUUGGUUAGUACUCAUUUAAAGAAAACUGUUGAAUACCUUGUUAAUCAAGUAUUUGAAGCUGCUCGUAAAUCUGCUAAAUUAGCAGGAUCUACGGAGCCUUAUUUAAAUGAACCAUUAAAAAUCAGAUGGGUAGAAGCUUAUUUCCCCUGGACGGCACCAUCUUGGGAAAUUGAAGUAUGGUGGAAAGGUGAAUGGUUAGAAUGUUGUGGUUCUGGUUUAGUAAGACAACAAGUUUUAUUGAAUGCUGGUUUAGGAGAAGAUAAACUUGGUUGGGCCUUUGGAAUUGGUCUUGAUAGAAUUGCCAUGUUAUUAUUCGGAAUUCCAGAUAUUAGAUUAUUCUGGUCUUUAGAUGAGAGAUUCAGUAAACAAUUCACUAAUGGCCAUAUCAGUACAUUUGUUCCAUAUUCUAAAUAUCCAGGUAUUAAGAGAGAUAUUUCAUUCUGGUUACCUAAAGGAGUCUCACUUCAUGACAAUGAAGUUAUGGAAGUGGUUAGAUCUCAUGCUGGUGAUUUAACUGAAAGUGUGGUCAAUAUUGAUGAAUUCAUUCAUCCAAAAACUGGUAAGAAAUCACAAACUUAUCGUUUAAAUUAUCAAUCUAUGGAUAGAAAUUUAACUAAUGUUCAUAUUAAUGAAUUACAUAGUAGAGUCGAAGAAGAUUUAAAGAAAUUCUUUGAUGUUGAAAUACGUUAGAAACAAUUAUAUUAAAAUCAUGUAAAUAGUCUAUAUAUAUUGUAUACAAAAUAGAAGCACUAAUUAUUGCGGUCAGGAU
Messenger RNA from Scheffersomyces coipomensis, 1549 nucleotides. RefSeq names its product phenylalanine--tRNA ligase (gene MSF1). The transcript has a single exon. Bases 85 to 1470 code for a protein of 461 amino acids. Gene Ontology annotation, cellular component: cytoplasm; mitochondrion. NCBI's taxonomy places the organism in Eukaryota, Fungi, Ascomycota, Pichiomycetes, Serinales, Debaryomycetaceae. Gene Ontology annotation, biological process: phenylalanyl-tRNA aminoacylation. The record is from RefSeq and is a predicted model, not a curated record. Gene Ontology annotation, molecular function: ATP binding; tRNA binding; phenylalanine-tRNA ligase activity.